Oryza brachyantha (malo sina) is the source of this 1709-nucleotide messenger RNA. RefSeq names its product CRS2-associated factor 1, mitochondrial. Lineage: Eukaryota; Viridiplantae; Streptophyta; Magnoliopsida; Poales; Poaceae. Gene Ontology annotation, biological process: Group II intron splicing. The coding region runs from base 50 to 1333 and encodes 427 amino acids. Gene Ontology annotation, molecular function: RNA binding. The record is from RefSeq and is a predicted model, not a curated record. The transcript is spliced from 5 exons.
AGAGGUAGGAGAAUGCGAAGGGUUUUCGCUCCCUGACUCCGACGAGCCCAUGCUCCUCCUCCGCCGCGCCCACCCGCCGCGCCGCCCCUCCGCGCGCCACCUCUCCGGCCUCCUCGACCGCUACGGCUUCGUGCCGCCCGCCUCCCUCACCCCCGCUCGAGAAAACACCCCCCGCGCCGCCGACUCCGGCAAGAAGCGGCGGCCCAGGAAACCCCCCUACCGGCCGCCCUCCUCGCUGGACCGCGGUGGCCGCCCCGCCGCGCCCUCCGACCUCCCCUUCGACUUCCGCUUCAGCUACACCGAGAGCUCCCCCGGGGACCGGCCCAUCGGGCUCCGCGAGCCCAAGUACUCCCCCUUCGGCCCCGGCCGCCUCGACCGCCCCUGGACGGGCCUCUGCGCGCCCGCCGUCGACACCACGCUCCGCGACAUCCACGCCGAGGACCCCGCCCCCGCCGCCGAGAGGGACCUCGAGGACGCCCGCCGCCGCCACCGGGAGCGCGUGCUCGGCGAGCCGCUCACCCCCGCCGAGUGCGCCUCCCUGGUCUCCAAGUGCCAGAAGAGCCGCACCAAGAAACAGAUCAAUCUUGGGAGAGAUGGGCUCACUCACAACAUGCUGAAUGACAUUCAUAAUCACUGGAAGACCGGCGAGGCGGUCAGGGUGAAAUGCCUCGGCGUGCCGACCGUUGAUAUGCAGAAUGUGUGCCAUCAGCUUGAGGAUAAAACUGGUGGCCUUAUCAUCCACAGGCAUGGUGGUCAGUUGAUACUGUACAGAGGCAGGCAUUAUAAUCCAAAGAAAAGACCUGUUAUUCCGUUAAUGCUGUGGAAGCCUGCUGAGCCUGUGUACCCGCGGCUAAUUAAAACUACCAUAGAAGGUCUGACGGUUGAGGAGACAAAAGAAAUGAGGAAGAAAGGCCUGCGUGUUCCUGUUUUGACAAAGCUAGCCAAGAAUGGAUAUUACGCUAGUCUUGUCCCAAUGGUUCGAGAUGCCUUUUUGACUGAUGAGUUGGUCCGGAUAGAUUGUAAAGGAUUACCAAAAAGUGAUUAUCGGAAAAUUGGAGUGAAGCUUAGGGACAUUGUCCCUUGCAUUAUUGUCUCUUUUGACAAAGAGCAAAUUAUAGUGUGGAGGGGAAAGGAUUAUAAUGGAACCAUACAGGAUCAUGCACAGAAGAUACCUGUUCCAGUUCUUGAAAAAGAAAGUGCAGGAGUUGAGAGCGAGAACGGUGAUCAGGAACAAACAUCAAGUGACUGGUCGUCUGACGAGUGCUCUCAAUUCAGUAACUCUGAUGAAGUGUCAGAUGACCAAUCAGUUAUUUCGGAGGUAGACUCUGAUUAGACCAGUCAGAUAUUUCAGAACCUGCUGUUCAUGUAGUUGUCAAACUGUCGCUAGAUAUUCAAAGUUGUCAAAUGAACAUUUCCUGAGAUACCAUCUUGUGUAUUUUCUAGUCAUCCAUGGCUAAAUAGCUACAUUUCCAGAGUAUGACACGAGUUGGUUUGGAUGGAAGAUUCACAUCAAAUAGUUUGCUUGAGACUCCAACCAGUUGGUAAUAGGAGGAUUGAUAUAUUGAUCUAUUUGACUGAUCACCAAGAUAAGUCCACGAUGGAGCUGUGAACAAAAGUGUACAAUUCUCAUUUGACUUUUUGUAAAGCCUAUUGAACAACAGUUCUAUCCAGUCUUUCCUGGCAAUAGAGAUUCUAUUCAUUUAUGUUUC